This is a messenger RNA of Prunus avium (sweet cherry), 3780 nucleotides long. The record is from RefSeq and is a predicted model, not a curated record. Lineage: Eukaryota; Viridiplantae; Streptophyta; Magnoliopsida; Rosales; Rosaceae.
AUGAAGGGCGACGGAAGGUGCUUGAAACUCUUGCUUGCAUUUUCAAUCCUUUUCCAACAAAACGUAAACGGAGGAGAAGUUGGCCACAACCACAGCCUCAGAGAUGCUAAAGUGACAAUGAGGUGCAUAGAGAGGGAAAGGCAAGCACUACUUGCAUUCAAACGUGGCCUGGUGGAUGUGUUCAAUCAACUCUCAACUUGGGGUUCAAAAGCCCAAAAACAAGAUUGUUGCAGAUGGGAAGGAGUCUAUUGUAGCAACCAAACUGGCCAUGUGAUUCAACUUAAUCUUGCAGAUUUCCAAGAUUUACAAGGUAAGAUGAUUAGUCCUAAACUGAUUGAGUUGCAGCAUUUACAAUAUUUGGACCUUUCAUUUAUUAAUUAUGGGAGCCAAAUUCCAGAUUUCAUUGGUUCUCUAACCAAUCUAAGGUACCUCAAUCUCAGUUUCUGUCAAAUGGUUGGUCAAAUUCCAAGUUCGUUUCGAAACCUCACGCAAUUGCAACAUCUCGACCUCAACUAUAAUCAGCUUCAACCAAAAAAUCUCAAUUGGCUCCCUGCUCUUUCUUCUUUAACGUAUUUGGACCUUACACGGAUUGAUUUCAAUGGGAGUCGAAUUCCAGAUUUCAUUGGUUCUCUAACCAAUCUAAGACACCUCCGUCUCAGUUCUUGUAACUUUGUCGGUCAAAUUCCAAGUUUUUUUGGAAACCUUACGCAAUUGCAAAAUCUUGACCUCAGCGAUAAUCAGCUUCAACCAGAAAAUCUCAAUUGCCUCCCUGCUCUUUCUUCUUUAACAGAUUUGGACCUAAGCAGAAACUUCAAUGGGAGCCAAAUUCCAGAUUUCAUUGGUUCUCUAACCAAUCUAAGACCCCUCCGUCUCAGUUCUUGUAACUUUGUCGGUCAAAUUCCAAGUUUGUUUGGAAACCUUACGCAAUUGCAAAAUCUCGACCUCAGUGAUAAUCAGCUUCAACCAGAAAAUCUCAAUUGCCUCCCUGCUCUUUCUUCUUUAACAGAUUUGGACCUAAGCAGAAACUUCAAUGGGAGCCAAAUUCCAGAUUUCAUUGGUUCUCUAACCAAUCUAAGACACCUCCGUCUCAGUUCUUGUAACUUUGUCGGUCAAAUUCCAAGUUUGUUUGGAAACCUUACGCAAUUGCAAAAUCUCGACCUCAGUGAUAAUCAGCUUCAACCAGAAAAUCUCAAUUGGCUCCCUUCUCUUUCUUCUUUAACGGAUUUGGACCUAAGCGGAAACAAUCUCAGUACUGUUUUCGAUUGGCCAGAAGCAGUACUUAAUAAGCUCCCUAAACUAGAAGAAUUGAGAUUGGUGAACUGUAGUCUUCCUCCUCCUCCUACUCCAAUUCUUUCCACUACUCUUUACAAAACAAAUUCUUCUACAUCUCUUGCGUAUGUUUCUCUCUCUGACAACCAUCUCACUUCUUCAAUAUUUCUUUGGUUGUCCAACUACAGUACAAGCCUUGUUCGUCUUUACCUCUACAACAAUAAUCUAUCUGGUUUCAUUCCCGAUUUCAUUGGAAACAUGAGCUCUCUUGUGGAUCUGGAUCUCUCCUACAAUAAUCUAACUGGUUUCAUUGCCAAUUUCACUGGAAGCAUGUGCUCUCUUGGGUAUCUGGAUCUCUCCAACAAUUAUCUAACUAGUUUCAUUGCCGAUUUCACUGGAAACAUGAGCUCUCUUGGGUAUCUGGAUCUCUCCAACAAUUAUCUAACUAGUUUCAUUGCCGAUUUCACUGGAAAAAUGAGCUCUCUUGUGGAUCUGGAUCUCUCCAACAAUUAUCUGACUGGUUUCAUUGCCGAUUUUACUGGAAACAUGAGCUCUCUUGCGAAUCUGGAUCUCUCCAACAAUAAUCUAACUGGUUUCUUUCCCGAUUUCAUUGGAGACAUGAGCUCUCUUGCGAAUUUGGAUCUCUCCAACAAUAAUCUAACUGGUUUCAUUCCCGAUUUCAUUGGAGACAUGAGGUCUCUUGUGGAUCUGGAUCUCUCCAACAAUUAUCUAACUGGUUUCAUUCCCGAUUUCAUUGGAAACAUGAGCUCUCUUGUGGAGCUGGAUCUCUCUCAUAACCAAAUUGAAGGUGCGAAUCCAAAUUCGUUUGCAAGGCUGUGUAAUUUGCAAAGAUUGUUGCUUCAAAGAAAUCAUCUGAGUGGAAAAUUAUCCAAGUUUGUUCAACUAUUGCCUAGAUGUGCUCAAAACUCUUUAGAGGAAUUGUACCUCUUUGAGAAUGUUCUUGCGGGGUCAUUAAACAAUCUUACAAGCUUCUCAUCUUUGAUAUUCUUGAUUCUUAAUGGCAAUCAAUUAAGUGGAAAAAUACCUGAAAGUAUUGGGCAAAUGUCGCAACUGGAGGCAAUCGAUUUCAGCAUAAACUCUUUGAAAGGGGAGGUUUCAGAAACUCAUUUCUCAAAACUCUCCAUGUUAAAUUAUUUGGAUUUAUCCUUUAACUCACUAGGUUUAAAUUUCCAUUCUGAUUGGGUUCCUCCCUUCCAGUUGGAUUACAUAAAUUUGACAUCCUGCAUGGUCGGUCCUGUUUUCCCAAAAUGGCUUCAAACUCAAGAACAUACUUUCGAGCUUGAUAUUUCGAAUGCUGGAAUUUCUGAUAUCCUUCCAAGUUGGUUUUGGAGUAAUUUUCGUAAUGCAGACCUUAUUAAUCUCUCACAGAACCAAAUCAGAGGAAUAUUUACAAAUUUGACAGUGGAGUUUACAUAUAACCUAGAACUACAUUUGAGUUCGAACCAAAUAGAAGGUCCAAUUCCCUCAACUCUAUCAAAAGCCUCAUAUCUGGAUCUCUCUAAUAAUAACAUUUCAGGGUCGCUUUCUUUCCUAUGUGCAAGUGCAGAUAUGAGUUUAACAUAUCUUGAUCUUUCAAGCAACAAUUUUUCUGGAGAACUUCCAGAUUGCUGGAGCCAUUUGGAGACUCUAGUCAUGCUUGAUUUGAGUAACAACGCUUUUUCCGGAAAAAUUCCCAUGACAAUAGGCUCUUCAUUGCAAACUUUGAAAUUAAGUAGAAACCAAUUUGUUGAAGAAUUGCCUUCAUCGUUGAAAAACUGCGCAAGUUUAGAAGUUAUUGAUCUGGGAGAGAAUAAAUUAUCAGGACCAAUACCUACAUGGUUAGGUGUGAGCUUCAAGAAUUUGGAUGAAGCAAGCUUUACAUGGAAAGGAAGAAUGCAGACAUACAAAAGCACUUUGGGGCUAGUGAAGAGAAUUGAUCUCUCAAGCAAUAGAUUAACAGGGGAGAUUCCAAGUGAAAUCACUCAUCUUGUUGAGUUGGUUUCUUUAAACCUUUCAAGAAACCGGUUAACAGGUCAAAUAACUCCAGAGAUUGGAAACUUGCAGUCAUUGGAUUCUCUUGAUUUGUCAAGAAACCAGAUAGAUGGAAGAAUUCCGACAAGCCUUGCUCGGAUAGAUCGUCUUAGUUUCUUGGACUUGUCAUAUAACAACUUGUCUGGCAAAAUACCAAUAGGCACUCAGCUCCAAAGCUUUGAUCCCCUUGAUUAUGCUGAAAAUCCUCUACUCUGUGGACCUCCACUUAAAAAUAUGUGUGUUGAUCAAAUUGAGCCAACUGACUUGAGCAAUGAAGAGGAUAAGGAUGAGUUUAUAACACUAGGAUUUUACAUCAGUAUGGGGAUUGGGUUUGCUGCCGGAUUUUGGGGCGUUUGCGGCACUUUGAUAUUCAAUAGGUCAUGGAGAUACGCAUACUUCAAGUUGUUGAAUGAUUUAAAUGAUUGGCUUUAUGUGAGGAUAGCUUUGAUCAAGCGGCAACUAAAGUUAGCAUAUGCUUAA